Planococcus citri (citrus mealybug) is the source of this 2796-nucleotide messenger RNA. RefSeq names its product prolactin-releasing peptide receptor-like. Lineage: Eukaryota; Metazoa; Arthropoda; Insecta; Hemiptera; Pseudococcidae. Gene Ontology annotation, molecular function: neuropeptide binding; neuropeptide Y receptor activity. The coding region runs from base 528 to 1910 and encodes 460 amino acids. The transcript has 7 exons. The record is from RefSeq and is a predicted model, not a curated record. Gene Ontology annotation, biological process: G protein-coupled receptor signaling pathway. Gene Ontology annotation, cellular component: neuron projection; plasma membrane.
UGUCAUUCAGAUUUUGUCGAACGGUAGUCGGUAGUUACCAUUCGAUGCCGAGACUUACGCCACUCAGAGGCAAAUGUACCGCUAUUUUUUUCGCGAAGUAUUUAAUUUUUUCGUAUUUCGCGAAUUUGAAUUUCGUUAACUUAUUCGAUCGUCGUCGGGUAAAUAAAACACUCGAGUUCGUUUUGUAGAAUUUUUUAAACCGAUGUGGAGUUGGAGUUUUCGCCGGUAUUAAUUAUUGGAAUUUUUCCGUUUUCGCCCGAGUCGAGUCGCCGGUUCAUGAUUCGUAUUUCGGUACAAAGCAUGCGAUUCCGCGAUCGUUAGGACACUCUUACUUGAUGCAACAUGAGAAAACUCGUUGUUAGCACAGCUGUUCAUUGAAACUACACGAUUUUCUCAACACAACUGAGCAAUGAAAUCGCCAGGCAAUUUCAAGCUUUGAUAUUAGAAAAGUUAUCCAUUCCACAAGGUGUGCGAAAUCAUGACGUCGAUAAAAUGAAUCUCAAUAUUUAACGACCAUCAUCGUGAAGAUGAAUCGUAACGUAACCAAUCUACUGGCAAGUGCGAGUGCUUUGCAAGAUAACACCUUUAACUAUAUAUCGGACAAUGGAAGCGAUGAUGGGAAUCAGACCGAUGAGUAUACCAUACUUAGUCGAGAAUUCGUCGAAGAUAAGCUAGUGCAGAUUAUUUUCUCGAUGAUAUAUACGACCAUCUUUGUUCUUGGAUUGACUGGAAAUAUGUUGGUGUGUUUUGUGGUCGUUCGAAACAGAGCCAUGCAUACGGUCACUAAUUUAUUCAUCACCAAUUUAGCACUAUCUGAUAUACUGUUGUGUAUUCUGGCUGUACCUUUCACACCUCUGUAUACGUUUACAGGGCAUUGGUCUUUCGGACGUCUGCUAUGCCAUCUGGUGCCAUUCGCUCAAGGCAUCAGCGUAUACGUAUCGACGUUGACACUGACCUCGAUAGCAGUGGACAGAUUUUUCGUCAUAAUCUACCCGUUUCGACCACGCAUGAAAUUAUCAACGUGUAUCGCCAUCAUCAUCACGAUAUGGAUAUUUUCGAUAUUAAUUACGCUUCCGUAUUGUAUAUACAUGUUUCAAAAGCCUAUAAACGGCAAGUAUUACUGCGAAGAACAAUGGCCCAUCGAUAUCGUCGGAAUGAUAUACGGAGGCCUUACAGUAAUCCUGCAGUUCAUCAUACCAUUUUUUAUAAUAGCAUUUUGUUACAUAAAAGUAUCGCUUAAAUUAAACGACCGAGCCAGGAGUAAACCGGGUUCAAAAAAUACUCGUAAAGAGGAAGCGGAUCGCGAACGUAAAAGACGAACGAAUCGAAUGUUGAUCGCGAUGGUGGGCAUAUUCGGACUAUGUUGGUCGCCUUUGAACGGUAUUAAUCUGCUGAACGAUAUAUUUCCGCAUACCGGUCAUUGGAAAUAUUAUUAUUUAACGUUUUUCGUGUCGCAUGCUUUGGCUAUGAGUUCGACUUGUUAUAAUCCGUUUUUAUACGCCUGGCUCAACGAUAACUUUCGUAAAGAGUUCAAACAAGUGUUACCGUGUUUCAAGAACUACAGACGCUUUCCCGGAUCUCAGAAUAGUGGCAGGGUUGGCUGGAGAUCGGAGAGGACUUGUAAUGGUAACGAAACCUGCCAAGAGACUUUGCUGCCUACUUCUUCUGUCGUCAUGAACACCAGCCGCCAGACGGAGAUGUCAUCUGUUGAAAUGGAUGGACCUAGAACGAAAAAUUGGAGCGGGAAGAAUCACGACUCGGUGGAAAUAAUGUUGGUGGCGUUUCCUACCAAUGAUGAUAAGACUGCGGCCAAUUUUACAACAACGUUAAAUAACGACGGGCAUAAGUAUAAAAAUGACAUCGUAUUGCAAACCAUCGGCAUCGAAGAAAAGCGCACGCAACGAGUGUAAACGUACUGAGAAAAAUUUCGUUUCAAUUAUCGCGACUGUACGGGAAUUGUUCGAUGAAGUUUUUCCCCCUUCUUCUUGUUUUAAUUUUCUAAUCAGCUAUUUUUUUUUUACAUGCAUGCGCAUCUUUAGUAUAUAUUUUCUUUUCCUGUGGACUGUUUGCGUAUAAGUUGAUUUUCUUCAUUAUUCCUAUAUCUUCUACGUAUGUGUUUGUGUCAUCAAGCUUUCUGUAGAAUUUUAACAGAUCUUCGUUAUUUUCGAAAUUGAUGUUUUUUUUACUCGUAUAUUUUUAAUGUAUUUUUUUAUACUGCUGAACUUUUGUAUGUACUAAUAACUUUAUAUCGGUUGAUAUUUUACCUAUCAAUUUAAACCAAUGAUUUUUAAUCUACCUAUCUGCAGGAAAAAAAUUAAUGUAUUGUUCUGAAAUGCUGCCUGUAUCUAUUUUAGAAUUUAUAUUACCUACCUACCUAGAUUGUGCUCAUAUUUCUAUUACCUGUAUACAUUCGCAAAAAAAAAUAAUAAUAAUGAAUCUAAUCGAAGAAAUAAUAUAAUUUCCAGAAUAUUGAAUAACUUUCGAUACAAAGAGCCCUUGUAUCGAAAGCUAUGAAAUAUUCUCAUUUUUCUAUCAAGUAUAUUAUAAUGUUUGUAUUUGUGAUUCGAUCGUUAUAUUAUAAUUUAUUGUAAAUACGACGCGACGGCGAUCUUUUAUACGCAAUAUGUACUUUCAAGUAAUGAAAAUUGUGUGAUUUGUAUAAAAUUUACGUACGUUGUAAUGUAGAAAUGUUUUUUUUUUUUUUGUAAAGUUACCAUUGUAAUAUUCUCGCGCGUAAAGUUACUUAAUAAAUUAUUCAAAAUGUCGUUUAUUUGGUAAAUGACGUGUUAAAACGUA